Molecule: messenger RNA, 660 nt
Organism: Symbiodinium necroappetens
Lineage: Eukaryota; Dinophyceae; Suessiales; Symbiodiniaceae
Source: the annotation of a GenBank genome assembly
AUGACUUUGCGUUUUCGACGUUUUCGGCUUACUCUGCUCGCGUGGGAUUGCAGACGUAGACUGUUUUCACCCGGCAGCACGUCGCCCGGGGCAGGAAUGGCACAUGGAGGGGGCCGAGCUCCCCAUCUGUCCCAAUCCUCGAUGGUGACACGACGCCAUGUUUGGAUUCCCAUAGUCUUUCUUCUUGGCUUGCCGCUCACCCUGGUAUCAGUGGCCAGCACUAACUGCGUGCCGCGAAGCGGAAGCAGCGCAGCUUCCUCGCGCACUUUGCAGAGCAGCAUCUAUGUGGGAAGGACUCCCAAAGACUCAGACGGGAUGGUGGCUUCCCGUAUCUCGAGGCAAGCAAAGGCAGUCGGAGGACCGAAAGGAAGACGGAAAGACACAAAAAAACAAGUCCAAGUUCAGAAGGAACGAAAGAAGAGGGAUAACGUGAUAGAGCUGGAAGGCAAGGUCCUUGUCCAUUCCCGCAACAUAUUCAAGGUGCUUUUAAGCAACGGAGCGGAGGUGCAGUGCACGCUUGCUGGAAAGCUGCGCAUGAACAACAUCAAGGUCAUGGAGGGAGACGCAGUGACAGUCGAGAUGUCACCUUUCGAUUUAACGAAGGGUCGCAUUGUCUUUCGCACGAUCAAAUUUCCGGGAGAAGACGAGGAAGAUACUUAG